AUGGGCAGAGACUCUGAUCGCGACGACGGUGACGAGCGAAACCACCGCAAGCGUCCUGCAAACGACGAACCUCAAGAUGAUCUACCCCAGCCAUACAACGCCAAAUCACUUCAGCCAGCAAAGCGGCGCGCCCUCUCGCCAUCAGAACAGCCUCGAAAGCUGAAGCGCCCCGGUGCGCGUUCGCGUAUCUCAGAGGCCGAGCGUGAAAAGAUUCGACAGCGCCAGCUCGAACGAGAACGCGAAGCUGCGGCUGAGGAAGCCGCCGAAGCUGAACAGGAGAGGAUCCGAAACAACAGUGAUCUUGUGCGACACCACUACAACAACGUACCAGAGCGCGGUCGCGACUGGAGAACAAGAGACAGCAAGAUCAAGGGACUUCGUGUUUUCAACAAUUGGAUCAAGAGCUGCAUCAUCCAGCGUUAUUCACCCGAUGAAGACCACACCCCUGGUUCGCGCGAAGCUGGACGCUCCAGUGGCAAGGACCUACUUGUGCUGGACAUGGGAUGUGGAAAGGGCGGCGAUCUUAACAAAUGGCAGCAGGCUCCUCAACCAAUUCAGCUUUAUGUUGGACUCGAUCCCGCUGACGUGAGUAUCGAGCAAGCCCGCGACCGCUACCGUACACUGGGUAGCCGUGGCGGGCGAGGUGGGCGCGGCGGACACCGAAGACCGCCACCGCGCUUAUUCGACGCUCGUUUCCACGUCAAAGAUUGUUUCGGCGAGUCCAUUGAGAACCUCGACAUCAUCCAGCAAGUCGGCUUCGACCCUUCACCUAUGAACCGCCGAGGUUUCGACGUUGUCAGCAUGAUGUUCUCCAUGCACUAUGCUUUCGAGUCGGAAAAGAAUGCGCGUAACAUGCUCCGCAAUGUCGCUGGAGCACUCAAGAAAGGAGGACGUUUCAUCGGCUGCAUCCCUAAUUCUGAUGUUCUGGGCGAGCGAGUCCGCAAAUUCAACGAGGAGGCUGCUGCCAAGCGUGCAGCUAAGCAAAGCGAAGAAAAGAUCGGCGAUGGCUCGACAACACCGCAACAAACGGAGCCAGAGGAUGGUGAGCUGGAAGAGGGCGAGGAGGAGCCGACUGCUGAAUGGGGUAACUCGAUUUACCGUGUGCGCUUCCCGGGGAAAACACCUGAUGAUGGUGUCUUUCGACCUGCCUUCGGCUGGAAAUAUAACUUCUUUCUAGACGAAGCUGUAGAGGAGGUGCCUGAGUAUGUCGUACCCUGGGAGGCCUUCCGUGCUCUCGCCGAGGACUACAAUCUUGAGUUGCAGUUUCAUCGCACUUUUCCUGAAAUCUGGGAGGCGGAGAAGGAUGACCGCGAGCUUGGUCCGCUGAGCGAGCGCAUGGGCGUACGGGAGCGUGGUGGAGGCCCUCUUCUGGUAUCCGAUGAGGAGAUGGAAGCUGCUAGUUUCUACGUCGGGUUCUGCUUCUAUAAGGUCUAA
Molecule: messenger RNA, 1434 nt
Organism: Fusarium musae
Lineage: Eukaryota; Fungi; Ascomycota; Sordariomycetes; Hypocreales; Nectriaceae
Gene: ABD1
Product: mRNA cap guanine-N7 methyltransferase
Exons: 1
Coding region: 1-1434 (477 amino acids)
Biological process (GO): 7-methylguanosine mRNA capping
Cellular component (GO): nucleus
Molecular function (GO): mRNA 5'-cap (guanine-N7-)-methyltransferase activity
Source: RefSeq, a predicted model, not a curated record